Messenger RNA from Psilocybe cubensis, 456 nucleotides. RefSeq lists its product as uncharacterized. The coding region runs from base 1 to 456 and encodes 151 amino acids. The record is from RefSeq and is a predicted model, not a curated record. NCBI's taxonomy places the organism in Eukaryota, Fungi, Basidiomycota, Agaricomycetes, Agaricales, Agrocybaceae. The transcript has 2 exons.
AUGACCGCAUCAGCUUCCGGCGCCAGCAUCUCGACACUGCGCUUAACCAUCCUCACCAAUGGGCGCAUGGUCCUGAACGGACCCUUCAAGCGUCAGGUAGCCCCAAGCGCCUCGAUACACAUUUCCCAAGCCAGGAGAAGCGACAAACAUACCUCGGAUAGCUACGCGAAAGACGUGGAUGAUACGCCUCCUGCAGACAAUAGCGUACAUCGCAUGGAUCCAGAUUCGGAUCGCUUCCAGAAGCCCCACGAGCCACCGUCUGGGCCAUGGAGUCGCGCUGGGGUUCAGACAGAGGAAUACAGGCAUGUAGAAGGGGAGAAGCAACCAUAUGCAGCCAAGGGAACCAACCAGGGGCGGUACGGCUCUCGCAUGAACUGGACAGAAGACAAAGGACCUGAAACUAGCGGAGGAGAUGAAGGCCCUGAUGCCAAAUCUAGUGGAGGGAGAAAGGCGUGA